AUGAUUGUCAGGAGCCUGGCAACUGGCUGUCCCCCGGUGGCAGCUGCAGUGAGAUCCCACUUUAACAACUGUCCAGAUGCCCACAGUUCCUUUUGCUUCCAUGGGACGUGCAGAUUCCUGGUGCAAGAAGAAGAACCGACCUGCGUGUGCCACUCUGGGUACAUAGGAGCCCGCUGUGAGCACGCUGACCUCCUGGCGGUGGUUUCUGCUGCCCAGAAGAAGCAAACCAUAACCGCUUUGGUGGUGGUUUCCAUCGUCGCCUCCAUUGUGCUGGUCGUGGUCUGCGUCCUGAUACAUUGCUGCAGGAUACGGAAGCACUGCGAGUGGUGCAGAGCAAUGGUUUGCCGGCAUGAGAAACCCACCGGGCUGCUGAAGGGGGCCACGUCUUGCUGCCACUCAGAGACAGUUGUCUGACAAAAACCAUGGAAGGGAACAGCACAGAGUUCGACCUGAGAGGCCUACAGUCUUCUGAAAAAAAGUUUCAUGUGGACAAGAGAGUUUCCAGGGACUUAACCAGGAAGCCAACGCAGUGCAACUUUUGAGGCCGCCUCCGGAUCGUCCCCCGUAACGCUGGGCAUCCAGAACUUUGCUGAAAGAGCUGCGUGGCCGGUGCCGCUUCUGACUAAACCUGUCUGUGGUCUGUGACCACCAGCAAAUCUCCAAGACUUCUUUUUAGUCGAAAUAGAGAAGAGGGACAAUCGGCAGCUUUACAUUUACUGUAAGCACCAGCUUGUUCUGGUUUGCCUUGGAAAAGGUUUAUUUCAUGGAGACUGGAUCCAGCGUUAUCUGAUGGGCUGCCUUGGCUUUGCCUACCUGUUGCAUCUUUGGACUCCUCUCCAGUGGAAGGAUGCUCCCCGUUAGGCCUCUGGGAGUAGUCCCACUCUCCAGUGGGCACUCAGCCCCAAGUAGAAAAAUGCCAGGUAGCCUUGCCCGUGUUUGUAGUGUCCUAUUUGGGGAAGGGAGAGGGGG
Messenger RNA from Thamnophis sirtalis, 969 nucleotides. The record is from RefSeq and is a predicted model, not a curated record. Lineage: Eukaryota; Metazoa; Chordata; Lepidosauria; Squamata; Natricidae.